Molecule: messenger RNA, 1911 nt
Organism: Sitodiplosis mosellana (orange wheat blossom midge)
Lineage: Eukaryota; Metazoa; Arthropoda; Insecta; Diptera; Cecidomyiidae
Product: zinc finger protein 239-like
Exons: 6
Coding region: 461-1444 (327 amino acids)
Biological process (GO): regulation of transcription by RNA polymerase II
Cellular component (GO): nucleus
Molecular function (GO): RNA polymerase II cis-regulatory region sequence-specific DNA binding; DNA-binding transcription activator activity, RNA polymerase II-specific
Source: RefSeq, a predicted model, not a curated record
GACAGAUGACACAAAGUGCAUACAACAAAGUGGCUUUCACUUUGUAAAAGUUGUUUGUUCUGAAUAUUUUCUCAUUUUUUCUCCCCAAAAAAAGUCGAUCAAUUUACAGUGUGAUUCAGUUUAAUGUUGAAUUUUGGCGAAAUAUGUACGCAGAUUUAAAAAUAGUAAUAAAAAAUUUAUGAAAAAAAGUGUCGAAAAGCACCAAAACACAUACAGAGUGUUUUAAGUAUGCCAAAUGUAGUAGACGACCAUAAACAAUAAUAUAGUGCAUUUCAUUGUUUGUGAGAGAGCAGAAAACCUGAACAAAAAAAAAAGUUUCUAAAAUAAAAGUCUAGGGGACAACAAAAUUUUGAAUUGGCUUACCGUACCGUGUAAUGAACAAAUACCAAAAACUGGUUGAAAUCAAGCGUACAACAAAAUUUCAAAUUGGUGGUGUUAGCAUAGCAUUGGAUUUAUUGAGAUGUCUAAAUCAAUGUUGCCCGAAGAACUCAGUCGACAUUUGAUAUAUAAUCACGAGCAGGUUUUUGCUCAGCCACCGUAUCCGUAUCCGCCAGUGAACGAACCAACGAUGGCUUUGCCGAAUGGAAACCAUGGAGGAGGAAGCAAGAGAGGUGGGAAAAAACAAAAGACGGCGCCUAGCUCAGGCCCAGAAGUUUAUGACACGGGAAGACGAGGAAAUUUUGAUGGUUUGGCCAAUACGUUCGGAUGGGCCAUGCCACCAUAUCAUAAUCUGUUGCCAACGACUCAUUCGAGUCGCCAAGAAGCACCGCCUGCCGCACCAGCACCGCGAGCUAGCACAUCGUCCGAAUACGCUCAAAAUUACAAGGACCCACCGACAAAACGAAGCCCGUUCACAUGCGACUUUUGUGCGAAAGGCUAUACAUACAAAUGGAAUUUGGAGUGUCAUUUGCGAGACGAACACGCUAAGGAAUUUCCAUUCCAAUGCGGGAAAUGUCGUAAAGGAUUCUUUCUGCAGACCGAUACUCAGGAACAUGAAGCUAAAUGUAAAUCACGCCCGUACAAAUGUGAUGAAUGCGAAUAUGCUACGAACGAUCGCACAAAAUUGACCAACCAUACUCGUCGUCAUACGGGCGAAAAACCGUAUCAAUGUGAAUUUUGUCUCGAACUAUUCACAUUGAAACACAGCUUGGACCGUCAUUCGAUCAAUCAACAUGCCGACCAAUCGCCAUUUCACUGUUCAAAGUGUGGCAGAGGUUUUAUGAGCGAUGACCUGGCUCUUGCACAUGAAAUCAACUGUAAAUGCAGCAAGUAUGAAUGCGAUGUAUGCGAAUUCACGACCAGAGACCGCACGAAAUUGACAAAUCACGUGCGAAAACAUACUGGAGAAAAACCCUAUCAAUGCUCUUUCGCAAAUUGCCGACGCGUGUUCACCUUGGAUCGCAAUCUCAAGCGCCACCGAAGAGAUGUUCACAAAUUUGUGUAAAAUGUUCAACGCUUUGGCCGAUUGUGGCGCCAACAAUGGAAAUGAUCAAAUGAAGAACGAGAAUUAGUUUAAGUCGAUUAGCAGCAAUAAUUAUUUGAACAUUAAGAGUACUUCCCAUACACAUUUCGUAGUUUGAUUCAUCACAUGCGAAUUCAUACUGCUGAAUAACCAUUUCGAUGUGAACUGUUUGCUCCGAAAAUUCUUCACACGAAACGGCCAUUUUAACAGACACUCACAAAAUAAACAAAUGAAUAACACAAAUAAUUUCUGUUUGAACAAAUAACCUAAAACCGAAGUGCAGAUCAGUUUAUAGCAAUUAGUAUGAACUGACGAAUCAAAUGACCAUUUUGAAUAUAUUUACUUUUUAUACAGUAGAAUUACAUUAUGUAUUCAAAUUUGACAUUUCUUUGCAGUGAGAGCGUAAUAAUAAAUUUGGAAAUAAUGAAUAAAUCAAUAAAGAAAAUUUA